AUGGAAAUUCAAUACAUUUUGAACAAUGAACCUUCAACUGUUACAUAUUUUGUACUUGAAAAAGAACCUGAAGAAGAUAUUUUUACUAAUGGCUCUUCAAUUGUAGCCAAAAUUUUGAAUAUAAGAAAAUCUCAUGAGGCCUAUUCAGAUUCAAAACAUUUGCACAAAGUUUCAAAUAUAAUGAGAUUAGAUAAUGCAUAUGAAAAUAUUAAUACUAAUACUGCAAAUCAAUUAAUCACACAAAUUACAAGUAAUGAUUCUGGACAAACUGUUAGAAGAAGAUUUCAAAGAGCAAAUAUGAAUAUUCAAUGGAGUAACACUUAUAAUACAAAAAAACAAAGUUUUAAUUAUGAUUGUUUAUUGCCUAUGAUUGAUCAUAAAAACUGGAUACCAGAUGAGUUGCACUUAAUGCUUAGAAUCAGAGAUAUAUUAUUAGAAUGUUUAUUUUCAGAUCUUUGUAGAAAUUUAAAAAAAUUUGAAAAUGAAAUGGCUAAUAGAAUAAUUGAAGAAACCAGAAGAAUUGGAAUAACCAAAUUUGAAUUUUAUGAUUUAAAAAGUUCUAAAUGCAACUGGACAACCUUAAAUGGAUCAGAUAAAUUGAAAUUUUUAGAAUUUUUUCUUGUUUCUAAAUUUUAUAAUAAUGAAAAGGGGAUUAACAUAGAAAAAAUGUGGAGAGAAUUUGUAUGUUUGUAUAAAUUAAUUAGAAAAACUGCAUUGAGUGAUAUUGAAAUAGAUAAUUUUCAAAAAGAUGUUAAACAAUGGAUUAAAACAUUUACUAAUAUAUAUCGUAGUGAGGAUGUUACUCCUUAUAUGCAUGUGUUUGCCAUGCAUAUACCACAAUUUUUAAAAGAAUUAAAAAAUCAAGCAUUAUCAUUGCGUGGUGUUGAUGUUGAUUCAGGAGAUGAUGACAAAGAUGUUAUUGAUUGA
Entrophospora sp. SA101 is the source of this 927-nucleotide messenger RNA. The record is from the annotation of a GenBank genome assembly. Lineage: Eukaryota; Fungi; Glomeromycota; Glomeromycetes; Entrophosporales; Entrophosporaceae.